This is a messenger RNA of Cyclopterus lumpus (lumpfish), 917 nucleotides long. RefSeq names its product SFT2 domain containing 2a (gene sft2d2a). Gene Ontology annotation, cellular component: membrane. Gene Ontology annotation, biological process: vesicle-mediated transport. NCBI's taxonomy places the organism in Eukaryota, Metazoa, Chordata, Actinopteri, Perciformes, Cyclopteridae. The record is from RefSeq and is a predicted model, not a curated record. The transcript has 8 exons. Bases 86 to 571 code for a protein of 161 amino acids.
GUGGUUGUCCAUCCGCUCACACCUGGAAGGGGAACCUCGCGCUCCGGGACUCACUUCACCUGGCAGCCUCCAGAGGACCCGCAGCAUGGACAAACUGAAGUCGGUGUUGAGCGGCGAAGAGGCGCGCGCAGAGAACCGGACCGUCGCUCAGACCGUGAACGAAGCCUCGACUCUCGGCUGGGGCACGCGCAUGAAGGGGUUCGUCGCGUGCUUCGUGGUGGGGGGCGUGUGCGCGGUGUUGGGAGUGUGUCUGCUCUUCCUCCCGAAGAUCGGGAUCAUCCUCUUCAUCGUUUUCUACACGUUUGGGAACCUGUGCACUCUGUUCAGCACCAUGUUCCUGAUGGGGCCCAUGAAGCAAGUGAAGAGGAUGUGUGAUAAAACACGAGCCCUGGCCACCACCCUGAUGAUCACGUGCCUCGUGUUGACCCUCUGCGCCGUCUUCUGGUGGAAGAACUUCGGCCUCGCUCUGUUGUUCGUCAUCCUGCAGGUGUUGUCGUUCGCCUGGUACAGCCUGUCGUACAUCCCGUUUGUGAGGGACGCGAUAUUGAAGCUGCUGUCGGUGUGCAUCUGAGGCCCGCUGGUGUUCAGAGGGGAACGGCUGGAUGGAGACUUCUGUUUCUAGGUUUAAAAACACCUCCUCCUCCUCCUCCUCCUCCUCCUCCUCUUCCUCUUCCUCCUCCUGCUUCAGAGAGUCUGAGACUUCCUGUUUUAUCUCCAAAGAGCUUUCUUUUUAUUGUUUCUGCUUCAUAUAUUAAGCUGAUUGAUUGUUUGGUAUAUUGAUUACUUGUACCAGUUUUAAUGAGCAGGGGGCGCUUUGUUUGUAAUAUGUGUAAAUAUUUGUAAUAAAUGAAUGUAUUCAUAGUUUCUUUGUAAAUAAAAACAACAUGGCCUCACUAUUGAGAGGAGUCUCCUUUGAA